Molecule: messenger RNA, 1601 nt
Organism: Calliphora vicina (urban bluebottle blowfly)
Lineage: Eukaryota; Metazoa; Arthropoda; Insecta; Diptera; Calliphoridae
Gene: Fkbp59
Product: FK506-binding protein 59kD
Exons: 8
Coding region: 128-1450 (440 amino acids)
Molecular function (GO): protein binding; peptidyl-prolyl cis-trans isomerase activity
Source: RefSeq, a predicted model, not a curated record
UUUUUUAAACAUCUUCAGUAAAAAAUAUAAAUUUUUUCCGCAGUCAAACUUCGUGCAAUAAUCAAUUGUGUUUAAAAAUUGCAAGUGAUUGCAUCGAUUUCCAAAUCAACCAAAUAUAAAUAGAAAAAUGACCGCUGGUGAGGUAAUUGUUGAUAUUUCAGGCGAUGGUGGUGUCAAAAAGGAAAUCCUUAAAGAAGGUACUGGCUCAGAGACACCGGGUAAUGGCUGCAAAGUGUCAUUACAUUAUACCGGCAAAUUGACCGAUGGAACUAUAUUUGAUUCAAGCGUUGGUCGUGGACAACCGUUUGAAUUCAAUUUGGGAAAAGGCAGCGUCAUUAAAGCUUUCGAUUUGGGGGUGGCUACCAUGAAAUUGGGUGAAAAGUGUAAUUUAAUUUGCGCCCCCAAUUAUGCUUAUGGUGAAGCGGGUAGUCCACCCAGUAUACCACCAAAUUCAACAUUAAUAUUUGAGCUUGAAAUGCUAGGUUGGAUGGGUGAAGAUAUUAGUCCAAAUAGUGAUGGAAGCAUUGAACGUUUCAUUGUGGAAAGUAGCGAGAAGAAACGUACACCAAAUGAGGGAGCAUUUGUAAAAGCUCACAUUACCGGCAAAUAUGAAGACAAAGUUUUUGAAGAUCGCGAUGUUGAAUUUGAUUUGGGCGAAGGUAGCGACAUUGGUCUCAUAGAGGGUGUUGAAAAAGCCAUGGAAAAAAUGGCUGUUGGUGAAGUUUCUAGAUUUAAAAUUAAGCCCACAUAUGCCUUUGGUACCAAAGGCAAUGAACAAUUUAAUAUACCAGCAAAUGCCACCGUUGAAUAUACCAUAAAACUAAAUGAUUGUGAAAAGGUUAUGGACGAUUGGAGAUAUUCGAAGGAAGAACGUUUUGAGCAUGCAAAGAUCUAUAAAGAAAAGGGUACAAAGUAUUUCAAAAAGGAAAACUAUGCAUUGGCAAUAAAAAUGUAUAAAAAAUCGGUCAACAUUUUGACUGAUGAAAACAAUGAUGAAGAAUGUAACAAAUUAAGAGUAGCUGCUUAUAGUAAUCAGGCUUUGUGUUAUCAAAAGACUAAUGAACAAUUUGAAGGCAAACAUGCUUGUGACGAAGCCUUAAAAUUGGAACCCAAUAACAUUAAAGCUUUAUAUCGUCGUGGCCAAUGUAAUUUGGCUACAAACGAAUACAAGGAUGCUUUAGUCGACUUCCAAAAAGUGUUGGAAUUGGAACCCUCAAAUAAGGCGGCUCAAAAUCAGAUACAAAUAUGUAAACACAAAAUUAAAGAAGCCAAUGACAAGGAAAAGAAAAUCUAUGCCAAUAUGUUUGCAAAAAUGGCAGCUGCCGACAAAGAGCAGGAAAUACCCGACGAAACGGAUGUUCUUUCCAAAUGCGGCGAAUGGACUGAUGAGGAUACAAAACGAGAAGUUGAUCGUGCAUUCGAACGUGAUAACAAUAUUGUUAUGAUCUAAAUAUUAAGAAAGUUUUUGAAUUUGAAUUGUAAUACCAACAUAAUUACUUACAUUAUUGGGAAUUCCAUUAAAACUUCUUAAUUGUAUAAGUUAGUUUUUAAACAUCAAUAUUUGAUUACACUUUUUAUUUCAAUAUGAAUUAUUGUAAUGU